Molecule: messenger RNA, 564 nt
Organism: Ziziphus jujuba (common jujube)
Lineage: Eukaryota; Viridiplantae; Streptophyta; Magnoliopsida; Rosales; Rhamnaceae
Product: putative receptor like protein 25
Exons: 1
Coding region: 1-564 (187 amino acids)
Molecular function (GO): protein binding
Source: RefSeq, a predicted model, not a curated record
AUGUCAAGCAAUAAAUUUGAAGGAGAGAUUUCUACACUUUUUGGGAAUCUAAAGUCCCUUCGCUCCUUAAAUCUCUCAAACAACAUGCUCACUGGUUGCAUCCCAUCGUCGUUGGGGAAUUUAACGGAACUUGAAUCAUUGGACCUUUCUCAAAACAAUCUUUCCGGAGAGAUUCCUCAACAGUUAAAGCAACUUAUGUUCCUUGCAAGCUUCAAUGUAUCAUACAACAAGCUUACAGGGCCUAUACCUCAAGGGAACCAAUUCAGUGCAUUCGAGAGCAGUUCAUUUGAGGGAAACCCAGGAUUGUGUGGAGAUCUAUUGUUUAAGAAAUGUGGUGAUUUAGAGCCCUCGUCACUGCCUCCUUCAGCUUUUGAAGAAAAUGAUGAUUUAGAGUCUAUGUUCAAAUUAGAUUGGAAAUUUGUGUUGGUAGGAUUCGUGAGUGGGCUGGUUGUUGGAGUAGCUCUUGGCGACAUGGUGAUCAUAAGGAGGCAUGGAUGGUUGGUUAAGAUGCAAUGCAAAAGGAGAAGGCGAAGGAGAUAUCAAAGAAAUUUGCUGUUGUUGUAA